AUGUUUCGUCGUCGUUGGUCCGGCCUGCCCUCGGACGCCUCAUUCCCUUCAACCCUUCGAGGGCUUGGAUACUUCAUCAAUGAUGAUGACGAAAUACGUUCUGUGGAGGACCCCGACUACUACUUCAAGUUCUUUAUCAAUCGAAACCCACGCAUCUGCGCCCGUCAACGCUUUGCCUUUAAUCAAGCCAUGGAGGAUGAGAUUCACGCCCGACUCGAGAGCCAAGGCCUUCAGAAAGUCCUGCUACCUCUGGGCGCCACGCCCGUCGACCGCCACGUGCCGAUCUUUACAACUACAGACCUGAAGACCGAAUCUCGCAUUGUCGUCAUCUUCGGGGACCCCUCCCAAGACCUAGGUGUCGUUGCGGGUCGCAUAGCCAACGGACCAGGUGGGAUCGAUCAGGGCAGCAUGGUCUCCGUCGGUCAAAAGCUGAAGGAGCAGGCUUCGUCAACUACCGACUCCUCCCCGCCAGGCAUCGUGAUUGCCAACCCUGGCCAGCUAUAUUGGUGGCCCGAGGGAAGCAGAUCUAUCACGAUCACGGCUAGUGACGCAGUUCCGCUACCUAGUCUCGUCCAUUACGGUCGUAUGCAUGUCACUGAGCUGAACAGCAUACCCGGUAGCGAAAGCCGGUUCAAGCAUGUCCGCUACGUCUGGGACGAAGUUCUGCGGACGAUGUCGGACGACUAUGCUAAGAUUAGCAUUAUUGCCAUCGGCGAGACGUGUGAAACCGUUAUGGAGUAUUUGAACGAUGCGAAGAACUGGGAUCGCUGGGCCGACAGAGUCAGCUCCAUGGUUCUCCUCGGCCAUGUCUACCCCAGUGAUGAUCUCACGAACGAGUCUUUCAAGAAAUUUCUUGCCGAGCGCACCCGAGCCUACAUCACGUCGGACCAGCCUGUCGAUACGGGACUCGCCACUCCCGAUGGUAACCCAAACGAAUGCAUUCCGAGUCUCGGUUGUCCAUGCUAUUCAUCCUCGGAGCCUUGCUACUCUGAGCUCAUCCUUAUCCGCGCGCUGCCGUCGAUACUCGGCUACAUAGAGCUUGUCGCCCAGUCGCCAGACUAUAAAAACCCCGCCGUGGAUGUGAUUGAGCGUCCGCAGGAAGAGAAGAUCGAAGUAGAAGAUGACUGGGGAAAAAUACCGGAGGAGGAGAAGCCGUCAAUUUCGGUGGCGGACCAGGAGCAGAUUCUCCAACAGGUGAAGGAUCUUGAAAUGGAGGACGAGCGUGACGGGGCAUCUCCCAUUCCUUAAGUCUGAGUUGGGGCAUAUGCGCGUAUCAUGGCUUGGUGCGGGGCUCUGUCUUAUAUACGCAGAUCAGUGAGAAUCGAAAAAUGAGGUGACAGACACGUCAAGGUCGAAUGAUUUGAUAAAGC
Molecule: messenger RNA, 1370 nt
Organism: Purpureocillium takamizusanense
Lineage: Eukaryota; Fungi; Ascomycota; Sordariomycetes; Hypocreales; Ophiocordycipitaceae
Exons: 4
Coding region: 1-1248 (415 amino acids)
Biological process (GO): regulatory ncRNA-mediated heterochromatin formation
Cellular component (GO): nucleus
Molecular function (GO): siRNA binding
Source: RefSeq, a predicted model, not a curated record